Molecule: messenger RNA, 3488 nt
Organism: Stegastes partitus (bicolor damselfish)
Lineage: Eukaryota; Metazoa; Chordata; Actinopteri; Pomacentridae
Gene: wdr41
Product: WD repeat domain 41
Exons: 14
Coding region: 231-1580 (449 amino acids)
Biological process (GO): regulation of autophagy
Cellular component (GO): lysosomal membrane
Molecular function (GO): protein binding
Source: RefSeq, a predicted model, not a curated record
UCACAUGAGCGGUUUGUUGUGACUGAAAUUCAUCUUGCACAACAUGUAGCUUUAAUAUAACCGUAUUAGCGUGACUUUUGUUAGUUUUUUAUGAAAUUAAAAACCGAGGCACUACAUGUCAGCAUCUUCCAACGAGGCAACAAACACGACUUUCCUUUAAGUGACAGCGUUUCGGGGUUUUCCACUGCGACGCUAAUGACUGCUUACGUUUGUCUCUAAAACACGAAGUCAUGCUUCGGUGGAUUCUCGGUGGUCGGGAAGCUCAGGGCUCAGUGGAGAAAAGCCCUGUGUUGUGCAUCGGAGAGGAACAGCCCAAAAACCGGUUCACUGAGCUGCAGGUGCUGAAAGGACAUUUUGACAUUGUUCGAUUUCUGGUGCAGAUUGAUGACUUCAGAUGUGCCUCAGCAGGAGAUGACGGCCUUAUUUUGGUGUGGAACGUUGAGACUGGUGAGAGGCUGCAGGAGCUGAGGGGCCAUUCCCAGCAAAUAACAGCCAUAACCACCUUCACCUGUAACAAUGAAGUCACAUCGCACACCUCGCUCAUCACCGCCUCCUCAGACCGAAGCCUCAGUCUGUGGGACCCUGACACAGGCAACAGGGUUCAGACCAUUUCAGAUCUUCAGUCUUCUGUAAAGUGUUUGCUGGUCCUGGAGCGGCUGUGUGUGUGGGUCUCCGGUGGGGAAGAACUGUGUGUGUGGAACAAAGACUUUCAGCUGCAGUGUCACAGACAGAACCACAGCGACACUGGAAUAACUGCUUUGAUAGAGCUGCCAAAGAACUGCAUAGCAGCUGCUAUGGAUAAAGAGAUAGUGAUCUACAGGCUGACCGUCUGUGAUUCUUCCGUGUCAGUGGCUGAGAUCCGCCGUUUGUCCGACCACCAGGACCAGAUUCGAGCUCUUAUUAACAUCAAUGACAGGCUCUUUGCCAGCGGUUCCCAUGCGGGCGAGUUAGUCUUGUGGGAUGCGAUUGAGUGGAACAUCCUGGCCUACCAACACAUCCUGUGGGAGGAGUCACAAGCCAGUACCCAGACUGAAAUACGAAUGGGUGCCCCCAAACCCAGCGAGAUGUCCAUUCAGCAUCUGACCACCAACGGAAAGCUCAUCCUUGCAGCUGUGGGCAGCGGUCUCUAUGUGUACAAUGUUGAGACCAAAGCAGUGGUGACCUACAGGAAGGUUGCACAUGACUCUAAUGUGUUACACACUAUGCUGCUGUCUGACAGCGAGCUGAUGUCCUGCUCUGAGGAUGGCAGCGUGAGGAUGUGGGAGAUCCAGGACUUGCCUCCUUCUGCUGAACCAGCCUCUCCAGGGUUCUUUGGGAUGUGGAGUUUUAGCCGGUCAAACAAACAGUCUGGUCCGCCAUCAAAGAAGGUCAUGGACAUCCCCAACAUCAGGAUGCUGGAGUUGACAGGAGACCUGAUUGGACACUCAGGAGCAGUCCAGAUGUUUGUGAGCUUCAAGGAGAACGGUUUGGUCACGUGCUCGACGGACCACCUGCUGAUUCUGUGGAAGAACGGAGAACAACAGUCCCAGCUCCGCAGCCAGGUGCUUUUCCAGAAAUUGGAGGAGAAGGGAGGACUUUGACCUUUAACCCUCAAAUCACUGCCUUAAAAAACAGGAGAGGCGGGAGGUUGUCGCUUGAUGUUGCUCACAAAUCAUGUGAAUUUUGGUGUAAUGAUUGUUGUUUACAUUUACUGAUAGUGUUAUUGAUUGACUUUGGACUGAAGACUAUUUAACUAAAAUUUUUGAAACUGAGUGAAUACCUCAUCUCAGAAAUUGACUCAUAGUUUUGCUUCCACCCUGGAGUGUUGGAGCGCUGUGAUGUUACAGUAAAGUCAGUCAUUUUGUACCAAGCGUUGCCUAUUAUGAGUUAUAUGCUGGUACAAGGUGUGAUGGAAGAACUCAGACACUGUUUAUGUUGCACAAGCAGCAUGUGCAAGCAGUCACUGUCAGAGUCAGUAGACUAUGUGAUGCUGCGCUACUGUGUCAGGGGCAUUUUUGCGACCACUGGUACAUGUGCAUUUGUGGUUCCUCCAUGGACCGGAGCAGAGACAAAACAUCUCUCUCUCUCUCUGUUGGUCGGCAGCCGGGACGAUCCAACCCUCAUGUGGAGGAUCAUCACUGAGGUACGUCUGUGCCUCUGACCCAGAGACCACACAGCAGUUUUCAUAGUGGAAAAGCUUCAGUCUCGAGGACUGGACCAGCCACAUCAGGUCAGGAGCCCACCAGGAGCAUUCUCCUUUUUUUUUUCUACACGUGAAUGUGCACUGUGUGUUCGUCCCCCGGGUUUGAUGGUCAACACAGGGUUCCACUGUAACAUUUUAAGGUGUUUGAGAGAGAAGAUUCAGAGCAAACAACCUCAACUGCAGCACAAUGGCAUGUGUGUGCUCCAACUGCACUGUUGCCUUUGCCUUUUUAUUUACUGCACUGGUAUGCUGCUGCCUGUGCUCCUACUAGGAUUGUAAGACUCCCUGCAAUAAGCACCAAAUCUCCUCCAAUGAGUCAAAAAGUCGACUCUUCAGUUUGAAUUUCUUUUUGGGGAAGUCAAUCUGGUGAGUGGUGCCGGUGGAGAGCGACCACUAUGGUGGUGUGGCCUCACAUCCGGUGCAUAAUUCACCCGAUGUGGACCAGCUCAAAGCACAGCAGGAGCACCCAAAUGUUAUUGCGCCGCAGUUUAAGUCUUUUAUACAGAAUGCUCUCCCUCAGACGUUUCACUAGAACUCUGUGUUCAACCUUGGGGGGCAAAUCCAACCACGUGGACGCUGAAGAGAACUGCUGGGCCGUAGCCAUAAAUCCAACUUUGUAACCAGUGAUGAUCCUUGAUUUGAGGUUUUGAUCAUCCCAUCAUCACAGAAUGUGAUGUUUUCUUCUCUGCAUCAGUUUGCGGUCCACCUGCUAGUAGUCACAGAAACAUCUGGAGGGCAGAUUCCUGAUGUUGAUCGCACAGGGUCAUGUGGAAUCCUGACUCGUGACAGUCACUGCUCGCACAUGCUGCACACACGUGCAACACAAAGGGUCGCAGAGCUUCUUGAUCGCACUUGUAUAAGCCUGUUCCAUGUGCAUUAUUCUACAGUUUUGUUUUUUUUAAAUCCCGUCCGCCAAAAACACCUGUUCUGGUUCUUGUCUGCAUGUGUUAAUUUGCACUGAUGUAUUUUGUGAUUUCUGGCACUUUUUUGUGUUCUUGCGAAGAGUUGGAUAAGAAAAUUGAUGCCACUGUAUCUGUCUGUUCAAAACAAAAAGCUCAGAACAAAGAUUAGAAAUGGGAAAACCACUGGUGUGGCUGUGACCAAAGGUAAAAAAAAAAAUCGCUAUACCCCCACCCUAAAAGCUCACUUAUGAAUGAAUGUUGUUUCUGAACAGAUGUGAGAGCGGUUUUGAUCUUCUCGUCCACCUCAUGUAAAGAAGGCAAAUCAGAACAUUUCAAGCUAUUCCUCUAAACAUGUUGCUGCCAUUGAUGUAACGGUUUCAUAUUUAAAGAAUGCUUUAAUCGUC